Molecule: messenger RNA, 1869 nt
Organism: Diabrotica virgifera virgifera (western corn rootworm)
Lineage: Eukaryota; Metazoa; Arthropoda; Insecta; Coleoptera; Chrysomelidae
Exons: 3
Coding region: 1-1869 (622 amino acids)
Source: RefSeq, a predicted model, not a curated record
AUGUAUGUAGACGAUUUUAUUAGCAGUUUUCCAAAUGUUUCUGAAGCUAUAGUUACACACACUCAGUUAGUGAAUUUGUUUCAAAAAGGUGGUUUUAAAUUAACCAAAUGGAUGUCGAACUCGAACGAUCUACUAUCGACAAUCCCCGAACCCCUUCAAUUGGUCAAAACCAAACAAUUUGAUAAGUCAGUCUCCAAAGUGUUAGGAUUGCAAUGGGAAGAAAAAUGUGACAAUUUUAGUUUUGGGUUAGAAAUACCCUCAUCGACCCGUUGUACAAAAAGAAACAUGCUCUCACUUGUUGCUCGUAUGUUUGAUCCCUUGGGAUUCCUAUCUCCUAUAACCCUCUUGCUUAAAAUUUGGAUAAAGAAACUUUGGACUCUAAAGGUAGAUUGGGAUAGUACCGUACCAAAAGAAAUCGAAAUAGCAUGGGAAAAGUUUCAAAAUGAAUUUCAUGUCCUAUACAAAAUACAAAUUCCACGCCAUAUAGCAGUUACACCUAAUUCGUCGUUGUCUUUUGUAGGAUUUUCAGACGCAAGUGCUGCUGGAUACGCAGCCAUUGUUUAUUCCAGGGUUGUUAAUUGUACAGGUCAAGUUAAAGUUACUUUACUGUACUCUCAAUCUAAAGUAUCUCCAAUGUCUAAAAUAACUCUUCCUCGAUUAGAGCUUUGUGGAGCGCUUCUUCUCUCAAAGCUUCUUUCACAUGCUAUUGAAACUUAUUCUCCUAGACAUAAUAUUGAUAAAAUUUUUGCCUUAAGUGAUUCCAUGAUUGUAUUAAAUUGGAUAAAGUCCUCAGAGAAAAAUCUCAAAAUAUUUGUUCAAAAUAGAGUUGUUACAAUUCAUAAGAUGGUUCCGUCAGAGUAUUGGUUUUUUGUUCCUGGAAAGGAAAAUGUUGUUGAUUGCGCCUCUCGAGGUUUGUUUCCUUCUUCGUUAGUCAACCAUUCCACAUGGUUUACUGGUCCAAAUUGGUUACUGUUGGAGCCAGAAUAUUGGCCUAUUCAGUCUGUCAACGGACAGGAAAUUAUGAUUUGUGAUUCUGAAUAUAGAUCACAAACCUUCUUUGGUAAUGUCACUCGUGUAAUUUCUCCGCUGUAUACUCUUAUUGAAUAUUUUUCCAGUUGGUCGAAACUUUUAAAUUCCACAGUAUACGUAUUGAGAUUUCUUAGAAAAUUGUCUUUAAAUAAACGGAUAUCUCUAUUUGAUUUAAAAAUUGCAGAAAUUGAAUUAAUUCGAGCUGUCCAGCAAAAGCAUUUUUCUGAAGAAUAUAAAGCCCUUUCUCAAAAUCUCGUUGUAAAAUCUUCCAUACGUCGUUUGAAUCCAUUUAUUGAAAAUGGAAUAAUUAGAGUAGGUGGACGUUUGUCCAACUCCCAAUGUAGUUUUGAACAAAAACAUCCGAUUUUGUUGCCCAAAGCCGAUCCUUUAACCAUUUUGUUAAUAGAUUAUUUCCAUAAAUUGCAUUUACAUGCUGGAGCACUGAAAUCCAUAGCUAGUGAAGCUGCAACCAAUGAAAAUGAACGUGAUGAAAUAGAAAUAACUGAGAGAAACAUAGCGUCCGUAAUUGAAGAAGAUGAAAAACAUGUAACGACAGCUCUAUUCCAGUUCAAGAAGUUAACGAACCAGAAACCGAAACUAAGUUCGAAAUUCAAGUUAAAGAUAAAUUUAAUAUAUUUUUACGAAUUGGAUUACGAAAUACAAUUACUGAAGAAGUGGCGUAAAGUACAAAAUGUGGGGUUGAGUUCUGAGUAUAAGAACGGGAACUCAGAAAUAGGUAAAUGGCUGAAGCAUAUUUUUGGCCUAAUGUAUCUUCCUCCGAGCCAAGUUGGAGAUGGUUUUGUGGAAGAUUUUAUGCCUGAAAAACCAGAUGAUCAUUGA